Molecule: messenger RNA, 2160 nt
Organism: Saccharomyces mikatae IFO 1815
Lineage: Eukaryota; Fungi; Ascomycota; Saccharomycetes; Saccharomycetales; Saccharomycetaceae
Gene: MLH3
Product: mismatch repair protein MLH3
Exons: 1
Coding region: 1-2160 (719 amino acids)
Biological process (GO): mismatch repair
Cellular component (GO): mismatch repair complex
Molecular function (GO): mismatched DNA binding; ATP binding; ATP hydrolysis activity
Source: RefSeq, a predicted model, not a curated record
AUGGGUCAUCAUAUUGAGAAAUUAGAUUCUACGGUUUCGGAGAUGCUUAAAUCUCAAGUAUGUGCAGUUUCAUUAGCUUCAGCGGUUAGAGAAAUAGUUCAGAAUUCUGUAGAUGCUCAUGCUACUACUAUCGAUGUCGUAAUUGACCUUUACAACUUGAGCUUUGCUGUUUACGAUGAUGGCACUGGGUUAGGUCGAAGUGACCUGAAUAUUUUAGCUACGCACAAUUAUACCUCCAAAAUACAAAAUAUGAACGAUUUAACAACAAUUAAGACUUACGGCUAUAGAGGGGAUGCUCUAUAUAGCAUUGCUAACGUCUCUAAACUAUUUGUUUGUUCAAAGACAAAGGAUUACAACUCUACAUGGAUGAGAAAAUUUCCAUCUAAAAGUGUUAUGUUGAGUGAGAAUGCCGAGCUUCCUAUAGAUCCUUUUUGGAAGAUUCGUCCUUGGAGCCAGAAAGAAUCUGGUACUGCUGUUGUUGUUGAGAAUAUGCUAUAUAAUUUACCGGUUCGGCGCAGAAUUCUAAGAGAAGAACCUCCAUUCAAAACUUUUAACGCAUUGAAGGCAGAUAUGCUUCAGAUACUGGUAAUUCAUCCAAUGGUUUCACUUAGCGUACAUUACACAGACAAAUCCAGAGCGCACAAGGACGUCCUUUUCAGUUCAAAAAAUAUCACUAAAGGAUUAACAAAGCAUCAAAAGAUGUCUCAAGUGUUGAGGAAUGUAUUUGGAGCAAUUGUUCCACCGGAUAUGCUCAAGAAAGUUUCCCUGAAAUAUAAAAAUUAUCAAAUUGAAGGCAUUAUAUCCAAGAUACCUGUUCGAUUGAAGGAUUUGCAGUUCAUAUAUAUCAACGGUAGACGUUACACAAACAGCGUCUUUCAAGGAUAUGUCGAUACCUUAUUUCAAGCACAAGAUUUUGGUGACAAAAAUUUAAGCUUACUUAAAACUAAAAGCGUGGGGAAGCCUUAUCGUUCACAUCCUUUAUUCAUCUUUGAUAUAAGGUGCCCCCAGACUAUCGAUGAUCUAUUACAAGAUCCAGCCAAGAACAUUAUAAAACCUUCCCACAUUAGUACCAUUGAACCAUUAAUUAUUAAAGCUGUUCGUUCCUUUCUGACAUUUCAGGGCUACUUACCACCUGAUAAUUCGGAUUCAUCAUUAAAGAUGGUUAACUGUUCACCGGAAAUAGCAACACCACUUGUCAAUCGAAACCAAAUUAGCAAAUGUGAUCGUGUAUUAAGUUCAAAAAUGAAAAUUGCACGUAUUAAUCCGUAUGUAGAAAAACCUGAGGUCGAUAAAAGGAAAAUAAACAAGGGUUCGAUAAACUAUGAAAGGAUUAAAAAAAUAAGACUUGACAACCAGAGAUCAUGCUUGCGUAAAAAACUCUCUUCCAGACUUUGCAGCAAUGAUCUCACACAAGAUUUUGACAAUAUAGAAAAAACAAUGACAAAUUUUUCCAUAUCCAGAGAUAUUCUAGCAAAAUACGAAGUGAUCAACCAAGUGGACAAGAAAUUUGUUCUUAUACGCUGUUCACACCAGUCUAUUCAUAACCUUCCAGUAUUAAUUCUAGUUGAUCAACACGCUUGCGAUGAGAGGAUACGUCUGGAAGGCUUACUUCAUAAUCUACUGACAGAAGUUAUAAGUGGUACUUUUGUUGCACAAGACCUAACCGAUUGUUGCAUUGAAAUAGAUCAUACUGAAGCUGACUUAUUUAAGCAUUAUCAAUGUGAAUUUAAAAAAUGGGGGAUAGGCUAUGAAGCAGUCAAGGGCACGCUAGAAACAUCGCUUUUGAAAAUCAAAACGUUACCUGAAAUACUAGCCUCCAAGUACAAUGGCGAUAAAGUCUACUUAAAAAUGGUAUUACUACAACAUGUACAUGACUUGAAGGAUUUUAAAAAGCUUCCAAUGGAUUUGUCCCAUUUCAGAAAUCAUACUUCGAUUGAUAAAUUAUACUGGUGGAAGUACUCAAGCUGUAUUCCAACGGUUUUCCACGAAAUCCUUAAUAGUAAGGCAUGCAGAUCUGCGAUUAUGUUUGGAGAUGAACUAACCCGGCAAGAGUGCAUGAUUCUAAUUAGCAAGCUCUCACUAUGUCAUAAUCCAUUCCAGUGCGCUCAUGGAAGGCCUUCUAUGGUACCUAUUGCAAAGUUAAAGCAAAAGAAACCUUAA